Molecule: messenger RNA, 1155 nt
Organism: Rhinocladiella mackenziei CBS 650.93
Lineage: Eukaryota; Fungi; Ascomycota; Eurotiomycetes; Chaetothyriales; Herpotrichiellaceae
Exons: 2
Coding region: 1-1155 (384 amino acids)
Molecular function (GO): oxidoreductase activity, acting on single donors with incorporation of molecular oxygen, incorporation of two atoms of oxygen; ferric iron binding
Source: RefSeq, a predicted model, not a curated record
AUGGUCUCUCUCUCUCAAUUAUUGGCAAUUGUACUGCUCGCAAGUUCCGUCGUGCUGGCGCAUCCAGGCCACAAUGCGGCAGACGAGGCUGCGGAACGUGCAGAGUUCUUCAAGCGCAAUCCUACAACCCUUCGCACAUGUACCGAGAAGUUGCGAGCACAAGGGCACGAAUCGGCCAACACUGCUCGUCGUCAUGCCCUAGCUAACGAGCUACGGGCUAAGCGAGGUCUCACAGCUAAGCCGCUCAUCCAUCGCCGCGACUUCAGUUCCUACAAUUUCACGCACCUUGCGGACAACGCUGCAAUCUCAGACAGUGUCGAUCAAAUUGUUCUUUUCGCCGACAACUCCUCCUGUACCCUUCAGACCGAAGUCACUGAAGGGCCCUACUACGUCAAAGGGGAGUUGAUCCGUCCUAAUCUGGUCGAGGAUCAGGAAGGUGUUCCUUUAACCUUGGACAUUCAGAUCAUUGAUACGUCAACUUGCGAGCCAGUUCCCGCCCUGUACAUGGAUAUUUGGCAUUGCAAUUCCACCGGCGUGUAUAGUGGAGUGGUCGCGAACGGAAACGGAAAUAACAACGAUGCUUCCAACCUUAACAAUACCGCUUUGAGAGGCAUUCAACAGACGAACUCUAACGGAAUCGUCCAGUUUGAGACACUCUUUCCAGGACACUACGCUGGCCGAGCCACCCACAUUCAUGUCCUCACUCAUAAUCCGAAUUCGACCACGAUACGUGUGAACGAUACGCUCUUAAGCGCGAAUGCUUCCGCCAAUGUUCACGCGUCCCACGUCGGCCAACUUUUCUUCGAUCAAGAUCUCAUCUCCCAAGUUGAAGCCACGCCUCCAUAUAAUACGAACACUCAAGAGACAACCUUGAACAGUGACGAUUCAAUUCUGGCACAAGAAGCGGACACGACAGACCCAUUCGUUGAGUACGUGCUCUUAGGAGACACUGUCGAGGAUGGCAUCUUGGCCUGGAUAAGCAUUGGCAUUGAUCCAACCGAAGAUAAGGAAGUCAGUAAUGCAGCCACCUACUACAGUGAUGGAGGAGUGACCAACGACAAUGCCCAGGAGGGAGUGGGUGGUGUGCCACCAAACGGUACGGCUAUUGGGUCUGGUGUGCCGCCCAGCGGCACCGCGCCAGCAAAUGGUCGCUAG